Nelumbo nucifera (sacred lotus) is the source of this 1358-nucleotide messenger RNA. Its product is annotated as zinc finger CCCH domain-containing protein 14-like. NCBI's taxonomy places the organism in Eukaryota, Viridiplantae, Streptophyta, Magnoliopsida, Proteales, Nelumbonaceae. Gene Ontology annotation, molecular function: mRNA binding; metal ion binding. The record is from RefSeq and is a predicted model, not a curated record.
CAUUUAUUUCUUUCUCUCUCUUCCCAACUUGUUGCGUGUUUUCGUAUCCUUCCCUUCCCUAUCGUUUCUUCUAGAAACCCCGGCCCUUCGUUUGCUCUGUCCCUGCUGCAAACCCUAGGGUUUUGCUUUCUCUAGCUAUCCACUUUUCCGUAGGAUUUUUUUUUUUGCUUUUUUAGGAUUUUUGGCGAUCUCUCUUUUUUCUUCCCAUCACUCUCUUUUGCUUCCUUGUUCUAGCGGUUUCUUUCCGAUCUCGAUCUGCACUUAUUGCCAUGGACUUUGGAGCUGCGCGCAAGAGAGGGAGGGGUGACCUGGCUUUUAAUGGCAAUGGAGGAAUUAAGCGUCCUAAGCAAGAAAUGGAGUCCUUUACACCUGGUAUAGGAAGCAAAUCGAAGCCAUGCACCAAGUUUUUCAGCACUGCGGGAUGCCCAUUUGGCGAGGGUUGCCACUUCCUACAUUAUGUUCCUGGUGGAAUAAACACGGUGGCUCAAAUGACGAACUUGGGCAACCCAGCUAUUCCGUCCUCAAGAAAUCCAGUGCCCCCACCACAUGUUCCUGAUGGUGUUUCUCCCUCAACUGUGAAGACUCGCAUGUGUAACAAAUUCAACACAGCUGAAGGAUGCAAAUUUGGGGAUAAAUGCCAUUUUGCCCAUAGCGAGCGGGAGCUUGGCAAGCCCAAUGCCAAUGCCCCAUCCCAAGAAGAUCCCCGCAUCAUGGGACUGAUGUCAGGCAGGUUAGCUGGCCGACUUGAGCCCCCACCCCCGGGCAUCACCGCUGCAGCGAGCUUCGGUGCCUCUGCAACUGCUAAGAUUAGUGUUGAUGCUUCCCUUGCUGGUGCAAUCAUCGGAAAAGGAGGUGUGAACUCAAAGCAGAUAUGUCGCCUGACAGGCGCCAAGCUCUCCAUAAGGGAGCACGAAUCAGAUCCUAACCUGAGAAACAUCGAGCUCGAGGGUACCUUUGAUCAGAUCAAGCAAGCCAGCGCAAUGGUCCGUGAGCUGAUUGUGAACGUUGGUUCAAUGGUAGCAGCCGCCGCCCAAGUGAAGGCCCAAGCCGCACCAGCGGCACCUGCUGUGCCACCAAGCAACUAUAAGACGAAGCUGUGCGAGAACUUUUCAAAGGGCUCCUGCACAUUUGGGGACCGAUGUCACUUUGCUCAUGGUGCAACUGAGCUUCGCAAACCUGCAAUCUGAACACUGUUUCCCUGUUCCUUUUUCCCCCCAAUCCGGGGACGAGCUCUUAGGCUAUAGUUGUACUAGUUAUGGGAGAAUGGUUUGAGGAUUACUUGUUAGAUGAAACUGUGUGGUAGUUAAAAAACAUUGCCUGUUCAGCAAAUUAUUCUUUUCAUCUUCGUUCCGUACCGA